UAGUUGCACCUCGACUUAGCAUCCUUAACUCUUUAAAAUGCUCUCUCCUUCUCAUAAAACAACUCGUAUCUAGCAGCAUCAAGUACGGUCAUCAUUCUCAUCAGAACCCUACUUUGCUUCGAAAUUUUCACCCAGUUUUCAGUCUUUUUCUUGGGAAAAACAGGACCUCGAGUUACAGUACAGGAAAUACAAAGCAAACUAGGCCUAAUGAUUUAGAAGAGUUUGUGAUUCUUGAUUGGAGAAUGAAUGGCAAAAAGGGUAGGAGACCAACAUUCCACCAGCAGCUACCAAAUCCAAGCAGCCUGAUACCAGCAACUUUUAAGUAUGAGACCUUUCUCCUCCUGUAAAGCUUGGUUAUGGAGUGUAUGGGAUUUUGCCAAAGAAGAUAGCAACAGAGUAAAAUUCGCAUUCAAAGUUGGCCUAGCUGUUCUUCUAGUGUCUUUCCUUAUACUAUUCCGAGCACCUUUUCAUAUACUUGGCACCAAUAUCAUCUGGUCCAUCCUCACUGUUGCUAUCAUGUUCGAAUACACAGUUGGUGCAACUUUUAAUCGAGGAUUCAACCGAGCUCUUGGAAGCUUGCUUGCAGGAAUAUUGGCUAUCGCAGUUGCUCAGUUAGCUCUUCAGUCUGGCCGGGUCUCCGAGCCUAUCAUAAUUGGCAUUAGCAUCUUUUUGAUUGGGGCUAUUGCAUCAUUCAUGAAAUUAUGGCCAUCACUUGUGCCAUAUGAGUAUGGGUUCAGGGUGAUACUCUUUACCUACUGCUUGAUCAUAGUCUCUGGGUAUCGGAUGGGGAAUCCAAUAAGGACUGCGAUGGAUCGACUGUACUCUAUUGCCAUUGGAGGGUUUGUAGCAGUCCUAGUGAAUGUUCUCGUUUUUCCUAUAUGGGCUGGGGAGCAAUUGCACAAGGAACUUGUCAAUAGCUUUAACUCAGUAGCUGACUCUCUUGAAGAAUGCGUGAAGAAAUAUUUAGAAGACGAUGGGCUAGAUCAUCCAGAGUUUUCCAAGACUCUGAUGGAUGAAUUUCCAGAUGAGCCAAAUUACAGGAGAUGUAAAAGUACCCUGAACUCCUCAGCAAAACUUGAAUCCUUGGCUAUCUCGGCAAAAUGGGAGCCACCGCAUGGCAGGUUUCAACACUUCUUCUAUCCAUGGUCAGAGUACGUUAAAGUUGGAGCAGUUCUACGAUAUUGUGCUUAUGAGGUCAUGGCACUUCAUGGUGUUUUACACUCUGAGAUUCAGGCACCUUAUAACCUCCGGCUCACAUUCCAUUCAGAGAUUCACGAAGCAGCAACACACGCUGCAAAACUAGUGAGGAGCUUGGGCAAAGACAUUGGUGACAUGAAGCGAAGCCUCAAAACUUCACUGCUAAAGAAACUUCAUGGCUCGACGGAGCGACUGCAACGAGCCAUAGACAUGCACUCUUAUCUCCUAACAUCUAAUUUUGAUCCUCCUGACAACUCUUCCAAACCACUCACUAAGCUCUCUCCUGCCUUUUCAACCACCUUCUACGAUCCGUCAAAUCUCUUAACUGAGUUUGACAGCAGCGGUACAGAAAAAAACUCGAAUCAGACAAACCAAAAUGCGCCUUCAGGUACUCCUCCACAACAGACAGAGUCCUACCAUGAGAUGAUGAGGAAGCAGUCAAGAAGACUGCAUUCGUGGCCAUCAAGGGAAGUUGAGGCUUUUGAAGAAGAAGAAGGGGGUCUUAGUAUGGAAUUUUUGCCAAGAAUGAGAGCAUUAGAGGGCACUGCAGCAUUGUCACUUGCCAAUUUUACUUCCUUACUCAUUGAGUUUGUCGCUAGGCUUGAUCACUUGGUUGAAGCGGUUGAUGAGCUUUCAAAGAUGGCCAAGUUCAAGCAUGAGGGUGUAUAGCUGGAACAUAUACAGAAUUUGAUACGUAUCAUUACUAUCCAACAAGAACAGGAAAAUUGCAAAAUUAAAAGAGGGAAAGAGAGGGAAAAUAUGGGCUUCAAAAGGUGUUGUAAUUAACUUGUAAUCACUUGAAAUAAAUAAUAACAAUAAUAAUAAUAUUAAAAAAAA
Molecule: messenger RNA, 2034 nt
Organism: Populus nigra (black poplar)
Lineage: Eukaryota; Viridiplantae; Streptophyta; Magnoliopsida; Malpighiales; Salicaceae
Product: aluminum-activated malate transporter 9-like
Exons: 6
Coding region: 325-1866 (513 amino acids)
Biological process (GO): malate transport
Cellular component (GO): plant-type vacuole membrane
Source: RefSeq, a predicted model, not a curated record